Molecule: messenger RNA, 4318 nt
Organism: Cuculus canorus (common cuckoo)
Lineage: Eukaryota; Metazoa; Chordata; Aves; Cuculiformes; Cuculidae
Gene: DHTKD1
Product: dehydrogenase E1 and transketolase domain containing 1
Exons: 17
Coding region: 17-2779 (920 amino acids)
Biological process (GO): tricarboxylic acid cycle
Molecular function (GO): oxoglutarate dehydrogenase (succinyl-transferring) activity; thiamine pyrophosphate binding
Source: RefSeq, a predicted model, not a curated record
GCGGGUGUUGCCGGCCAUGGCGGCUGUGGCGGCGGCGCUUCGCCGCGCUCUGUGUGGAGGCAGCUGGCGGCGUUGGUACCGCACCGAGCGCGGCGUGUACGGCUACAAACCCCGCAAGGCGGCGAGCGGGAGAGCGGCGGAGCCGGGCGGCCCCCGGGCGGGGGACAGAGCAGUUGACCAUGCUCUUGCUCGAUUAAUAGCUGCCUAUGCUGAACAUGGCCACAAAGCAGCCAAGAUAAACCCCCUGUUUGCUGGCCAAGCUGUUAUGAAUAUGGUACCCGAAAUCCAAGAGCUGGCAGAACUUAUUCAAGGGCCUCUAAUAACUACAGGACUUCUAAACAUGGGAAAAGAAGAGGCUUCCCUAGAGGAUGUGUUGUCUUACCUUGACCAUAUAUACUGCGGGCAUAUUUCCAUAGAAACAAGCCAGCUUCCAACUUUGGAAGAGAGGCAAUGGUUUGCUAAAAGAUUUGAAGAGCUGAAACAAGAAGCAUUUACACCUGAAGAGAAAAAGCACUUGUGCAAACUGAUGUUGGAGUCCCAGGAGUUUGAUCACUUCUUAGCUACGAAGUUUGCCACAGUGAAGCGGUAUGGUGGUGAAGGAGCAGAGAGUAUGAUGGGUUUCUUCCAUGAGUUGUUCAAAAUGUGUGCGUACAGUGGUGUGACAGAUAUUGUUCUUGGAAUGCCUCAUCGCGGAAGACUUAAUCUUCUCACAGGUUUACUUCAGCUUCCACCUGAGCUCAUGUUCCGCAAGAUGCGUGGUUUGAGUGAGUUUCCAGAGAAUUCAACAGCCAUUGGGGACGUUCUCUCCCACCUGACAUCUUCUGUAGAUCUUGACUUUGGUUCACACAGGCCCGUGCAUGUCACCUUGCUACCUAACCCCUCGCACUUGGAAGCAAUCAAUCCAGUGGCUGUGGGCAAGACACGAGGAAGACAACAGACUCUGCUUGAUGGAGAUUACUCCCCAGAGAGCUCUGCACAGCCUGGAGACAAAGUUAUUUGCCUGCAGGUUCAUGGCGAUGCUGCUUUCUCUGGGCAAGGGAUUGUUCCUGAAACACUGACCCUCUCUAAUCUACCACAUUUCAGAGUUGGUGGGAGCAUCCAUUUGAUUGUUAAUAACCAGCUGGGCUAUACCACUCCUCCAGAGCGAGCAAGAUCUUCUCUGUACUGUAGUGACAUCGGUAAAAUUGUUGGAUGUGCAGUUAUUCAUGUGAAUGGGGAUGAUCCUGAAGAAGUUGUCCGUGCCACUCGCCUGGCUGUCAAGUACCAACGCCAGUUCCGCAGGGAUGUAAUAGUAGAUUUGCUGUGCUACAGACAGUGGGGCCACAAUGAACUCGAUGAGCCGUUCUUCACCAACCCCAGCAUGUACAAAAUCAUCAGAUCCCGUAAGAGUAUCCCGGACACAUAUGCAGAACACCUGAUAGCUGCUGGGCUCAUGAAUGAGGCUGAAGUAUCUGAGAUAAAGACAGCAUACUAUGCUAAACUGAAUGAUCAUCUUGCCAACAUGACUUUGUAUAGUCCACCUCCUACCAACCUGCAGGCUCACUGGAAAGGCUUCGUUGAGCCUUCUGCUAAAAUCACCACUUGGGACACUGGUAUGCCUGUACCACUGCUGCAGUUUAUUGGAGUCAAGUCUGUAGAAGUGCCUGAAGAACUCCAGAUGCAUAGCCAUCUUCUGAAAACCUAUGCACAGUCAAGAGUUCAAAAAAUGGAGGAAGGAAAAAAGUUGGACUGGGCAACAGCAGAAGCUUUAGCAUUUGGUUCGCUGCUAAGCCAAGGUUUUAAUAUCAGACUAAGUGGACAAGAUGUUGGCAGAGGAACCUUCAGCCAACGGCAUGCUAUGUUGGUUUGCCAGGAGACAGAUGAUACCUACAUUCCUCUGAAUCAUAUGUCACCAGACCAGAGAGGUUUCCUAGAGGUGAGUAACAGUCCCUUGUCUGAAGAAGCUGUGCUUGGUUUUGAAUAUGGAAUGAGUAUUGAGAGCCCUAAUUUACUGCCAAUUUGGGAAGCUCAAUUUGGAGACUUCUUUAAUGGAGCCCAGAUAAUAUUUGACACUUUCAUCUCUGGAGGUGAGGCAAAGUGGCUUCUGCAGAGUGGGAUAGUAAUUCUUCUUCCCCACGGCUACGAUGGUGCAGGCCCAGAGCACUCAUCCUGCCGGAUGGAACGUUUUUUACAGAUGUGUGACAGCUCAGAAGAGGGAGUCGAUGGGGACCAGGUCAACAUGUCAAUUGUGCAUCCCACCACCCCAGCACAGUAUUUCCAUUUACUCCGGCGGCAAAUGGUCCGAAACUUCAGGAAACCUCUCAUUGUUGUUUCUCCCAAAGUGUUACUCAGGCUCCCUGCUGCUGUAUCAAGUUUUGAAGAAAUGGCUCCAAGGACAACAUUCAAGCCUGUCAUUGGUGACUCCUCAGUGGAUCCUAAAAGUGUCACCCAAGUGGUGCUCUGUUCUGGUAAGCAUUACUAUGCUUUGGUGAAGCAAAGAGAGACGCUAGGAGAGAAACAGCACAACACAGCCAUUUUGAGACUUGAAGAACUGUGUCCUUUCCCCCUGGAAGCUCUACAGCAAGAGUUGAGCAAAUACAGCCAUGCAAAAGUCUUCAUCUGGAGUCAGGAAGAACCACAGAAUAUGGGUCCAUGGUCUUUUGUGUCACCACGCUUUGAAAAGCAGCUGGGAGUUAAGCUCCAUCUUGUGAGCAGACCUCCUUUACCAGCCCCAGCAGUUGGCAUUGGAACCCUACACCACCAGCAGCAGGAAGACAUCCUUGCCAAGACAUUUAUCUAAGUUUUCAGUGUACGGACUCCACCUGCCGUCAGUCACAUUUGGUGCCUCCUCCUGUGAAGAACAAAUGCCAGACCCUUAAGACUCCUUAAGACCCUUAAGUUCUCCAAAAUGGGAGAAAAGAAUGGAACAAGCCCUGUAAUAAUGAAGCAAUAUUUUCAUGUAGGGGAACACCUAAAGAUAAGAGGUGACACCUGUUGCUUUUAGAUACUUCUUGUUCUCUUGUAGUAUUGUCUACAAGACAGCUUUUUAAAAUAAAAAAGAAAAAAUCCUGUUAGAUGGGUGAGGUGGCUAUAAAAUACCUUGUAUCAUGUUGCUUAUCUGCACUUCACAGUCUCUUGGAAUGCUGCAUGUGUGGAAACGGUUUCUGUUUCCACAGAAGCGUUAGUGCUAUCUGGUUGAAUACAUACUCCCCUACGCCUGGGAAUGAGCCAUUUCUAUAGCAGACUGUUGUGGAUUUUAUCAUUCCUUUUCAUGUGGGCCAGAAGUGAAGCCUUUUGCAGCUGUUGGUGCUCUUCUCAAUGCACGAGUUGUAAAGCAGAAUUCCUGGGAGAGACCUUGUGGGGUGGCUUCUCAAGGCUUCAGGUAUCACUGUUUCUCUCGGCCAGAGAAGCAGUGCUUUCCCAUCAAGCUUGCAGGGUGGAGGGCACACUGCUGGGCUUGUGCUGCAUUUUAGAACCAUAUUUUGUAGAAGACAAACCAGUUUCUAGAGGCCAGCCUGAAGAGUGACACUGCAUCCUACUGGGAAAAUUCUUCUCAGUAUCCUCCUUCUGCCAUGUUUGUUGUUUUUUUUUUUUUUAACCCCAAGAUUGUACUGUUAAAUUGGUCCCUUGGUUUAGUCUUCUGUGUAACUUUUCAGUAGCAAAGCCAUAGGGAAGUUCACUUAAGAAAUCAUUUCUUUUCCAGUGCUGCUGCACUGUUUUACCAGUUCUCAUGAAUGUGGCCUGUUUUCGAGGGCAAUUCUGCUCAGUUUCUUCCUUCAGUGGUUCCUAGUUCUCACACAUAAUUUUACUCAUGCUGGAAGAAGGCUGAAGUGUGACCAAGUAAGAGCAACAAACUAAACAGAUAAGUGCAGUGAGGCAGGCUGCAAAGAGCUUGAGAGAUGGCUUGCUGAAAGGUAUAAUAGUGAGGCCUCUUUCAAAUACACCAGAAAGACAGGAGAAUUAGGAGGCGAACAGGGCACAACCCCCAUCCCCCAACAACUGCUGUAGCAAAAACCAACCAAACAAAACCCAGUCAAUCAUCAUGGUUUUUUUUUGGUUUUGUGUUUUCACUGAGGGCAGCUCUCAUCUGGAGUCCUGUUAGGGGGUUCCUGAGGAAAAACUCUUCUUUGCAGCAGCAGUAUCACCGACUUUGUCUUGAAAAGUGUGUUAAUAAAACAGGUUAUAGAAGAAAUCAGUGAAAGGAAGAGCAGCAAAUGACAAAACAGGAGUGUGGUCAGGCAAGUUUUCUGAAGGAGCUCAAAAGGAUACAGGUAUUCAAGCCAUUUGAAGAAGUUCCCAAAAUGCUCCUAUACUCCAGCAACAAAGACAAUGUGAGGAG